Molecule: messenger RNA, 2834 nt
Organism: Fusarium odoratissimum NRRL 54006
Lineage: Eukaryota; Fungi; Ascomycota; Sordariomycetes; Hypocreales; Nectriaceae
Exons: 3
Coding region: 108-1172 (354 amino acids)
Molecular function (GO): methyltransferase activity
Source: RefSeq, a predicted model, not a curated record
ACGCACCAUGCGAUGCAAGCUGGGGCCAAGCAAAGAGGGGCGAACAGCUUCUUUUUUCUCCGCCGAGGUUCUCCUUCUUCCAUUCUUUUCUUGUCAAGAAACACAAGAUGAGCGCUGCAGCAGAAGUUACACAGGACGAGAGUGUCCCCUCGCAGGACAUGCUGGCCCCGACGCACUGGGAGAACACUGAAGCUACAGAUAACUCGGAUUCCGACUCUGCGCUAGGCGACGACGCUGCUAGUUCUACCGCCAGUAUCAACUCCAGCAUUCUCGAGUACCGAACCAUCAACGGGCGGACAUACCACGCCGAGCGAGGCGAUGCCCAGUACUGGGCGUCCAACGACAACCAGGCCUCUGAGGCUCUGGACAUUAUCCAUCAUACUUCCACGUUGAUCAUGGACGGCAAGCUCUUCCUCGCUCCCGUCAAAGAGCCCAGCAAAGUCCUCGACAUCGGAACCGGCACUGGGAUUUGGGCCAUGGACUUUGGCGAUGAGUUCCCUGAGGCGGAGGUCAUCGGUACAGACAUCUCGCCCAUCCAGCCAACCUGGGUUCCCCCGAACGUCAAGUUCGAGAUCGAAGACUUCACCCUCGACUGGACGUUCCCUCCCAACUCCGCCGACUUCGUCCACCUCCGUUUCCUCUACGGCAGCGUGCCCGACUGGUACGCCUUGUACGAGCGCGCGUACCAAGUAACCAAGCCCGGCGGCUGGAUCGAAUCCCACGAAGGUGACCCCAUGGGCCGCAGCGACGACGACAGUCUCAAACCUGGUAGCGCCAUUGCAGAAUGGGGCAAGUUCUUCCACGAAGGCGGCAAAAAGCUCGGUCGCGUGUUCACCCCUCUUCCAGAUAAUCUGCAGGAGAAGGGUCUCAAGGCCGCUGGUUUCGUGGACAUCCAGUCCAAGACGAUCAAGGUUCCUGUUGGCGAUUGGCCGCAAGAUGAGCGACUCAAGGAGAUUGGAAGGUUCACAACAAUGAGCAUUCUAUCCGAUGUAGAGGGACACAUCUCGUUCAUGGCUACGCUUCUUGAGGGAUGGACUCAGGAACAGGUCCAUCUGUACUGUGCCCAGCUGAGGAGGGAGUUGAAGUCCAAGAAGCCGGCGCACGCUUACUACUUGCAACGUAUUGUUUGGGGACGCAAGCCAGCCGAGGGUGAGACUACAGCGACAGAGUAGUUGAUCAAUGAUGUUCAUUAGACGUAAGUAGCGUAACAAUACUUUUCCCCGGUCCAGCCGUUCAUGUAUCCAAUUUGUUUGUACCCGAAACCUUGUGCUCCAUUCAGAUCUUGACUUCUUCCGUCGGUUCGACGUCGUACUCUAUCUCGGUUCGGAUGACGUAUUUCGCUCCCUUUCGCACACCGGUGCCUUCAUGCAAUGUCGCGUUGAUCUCACCAUGAGGGAAGAUAGCCGCGCCGCCCAUUACUGGACGAACAGGGUAUGCAUUCAGGAUUCCUUCUCGCGCAGCCGGGAGGAAAUAUGUGGUUUCGCCGCCCUCAAAGUCUUGAUUGAGGUAGAUCAGGAACGUAAACAGCGAGCUCUGCUUCUUCUCGUCCGGCGAGUCGUCAUAUACGUAUUUAUCUUCCUUCGUAAUGCCGCUCGGGGGCCACGCGCCGUCGAUGUGUGCUCGAUACUCUGCUCCUGGGACACUGUGAUACGUUAGUGGUGGGGUUGACAUCAGAGGUCUGGGAACCUACUAGCGAUACACUCGGAAGCGGCGGUUGAUGCCACGAGCCAAGCGCCCGUUCAUUGACACGGGCACGAAAGGUUGAAUGCGCGACCAUAGCGUGUCGUGAAAGGUCUUAUCGACAACCCAGUAAAAGUUGUGCGCUAGAAUGCUGAUGUCGCCAUCUUCCCGAAGCGGUGCGUCAGGUACGAAAUUGACGUAUUCACCCGCGGCUAUAAUAGCUUUGCACUCUUCGGGGUAGAGAACAUUCGUGGCCACGCUGAGGCCCUGGACGACAGGAUGUGGUCGAUGUGCCGUCGGCGGCGGCGUUGUCGACAGAGGAACAGCCUCGGGUGUCGAAGCGUAAAGGAUGGCGUCGUGAUGGUUCGGCGGCUUGCGCUCGGGGCCGGGUGUUGUCUCGAUGAUGCGAAUGUUCUUCUUGAGAGACUCGGGCGCCGAAGCAACGAGACUGCCAUCGAGGACCGAGGCAUAGACUUGCUCGGUUGAAGUAUCGGGACGAAGAUCCCAAAUCUCCUGGAGUGCGAUUGAUGAAGGCUGGAUGAUCGCAUUUGGGUUUCGGUCUUCAUGGCCGCAAACUCGAAGCACCGCAUCAAUCACCUUGAUGAGUGUCUCUUCCCUCUCUGAGCGCUUGACAAGCCCUUGCUGAUCGGGAAUCGUCGACAGACCACUGAUUACAUCAAGAUCUCGAACCCAUCGACAAAGAGCACCGAGCUUGGGCUGCUCGCCACGAAUCUUCAUCUCUGCAAGCAGAAUUCGGGCUUCGGUAUAUUUCCGAUCGGCAAGAGCAGCAGUGACCUGCGCCGUGAGGUUCGCACCAGCAGCAUUAUUGACGCCAGUCGUGCAAGCUUGUCUGAAGUCGUAAACAGCAACUCUCAAGUCCUUGCACAGCUUUGACUUGAUCAAGCCAGGGUACUGGGCGAGCGAAUUGAGUGUGUCGAUGGUAAUCUCGAGCUCUUCUUCGGACACAACGGUAUGGAGGUUCUUGGGCUCGAAGUGCGUGGUCGUGCCAUCGGGAGGAGGCGUCGGGAUCGAAGGGGAAGUGGUCUUUGCGACCUUCCGAGGGUUUUCGGAUUGGACUUGAGCUUGCGCUUGUUUGCGCUUCUUGGACUUUGUCUUGGCCAUGAUGGUUCGAUAAUGGAUAGGAAGAGUUGGCG